AGCAGGGGGUGGAUCUGUGCGAGCGGAAGGGGCGUGGAGAUGGCGGCGGGACGCUCCGGGGGCUGAGCGGCGCCCGGGAGCCGGCACUUCCCGGGGGUGCUUGCUGGUCCCCAGGCCCGUCCUGGCCAGGUGCCCGCCGGGCCCAAGGUGCUGCCUCGUGGCCCGCGGCCUCUGCUGCCCGCCCGGACGGAAGCCCCGCCAUGGCCCAGCAGAGAGCCCUGCCGCAGAGCAAGGAGACGCUGCUGCAGUCCUACAACAAGCGGCUGAAGGACGACAUCAAGUCCAUGAUGGACAACUUCACCGAGAUCAUCAAGACCGCCAAGAUUGAGGAUGAGACCCAGGUGUCCAGGGCCACCCAAGGCGAGCAGGACAAUUACGAGAUGCACGUGCGAGCCUCCAACAUCGUCCGAGCCGGUGAGUCCCUGAUGAAGCUGGUGUCCGACCUCAAGCAGUUCCUGAUCCUGAACGACUUCCCGUCGGUGAACGAGGCCAUCGACCAGCGCAACCAGCAGCUCCGGGCGCUGCAGGAGGAGUGCGACCGCAAGCUCACCGCCCUGCGGGACGAGGUCUCCAUCGACCUCUACGAGCUGGAGGAGGAGUACUACUCGUCCAGCUCCAGUCUCCGCGAAGCUAACGAUCUGCCUCUGUGCGAAGCGUACUGGAGGCUGGACCUCGACACAGACGCUGCCGAUGGCCUCGCGGCCCCCCUGCGGGCCUCCCCAGAGCCCAGCGCUGGCCCCCUGCAGCCCGCCGCCCCUGCCCACUCCCACGCUAGCGGGCCUGGCCCCACAGAGCGUGCCUGAGCCUCCGCUGUCUCCACCAGCCCCGGGAUCUUAGCAACAAAAUCUGGCGCCCCGCUCGGCCUUGGCUGCUGCUGGGGAGCGGCUGUGGCCUCCUUGGGAACCCCAAAGGGACAGCCCCCCCAGGAGUGUGGAGGGAGAGUAGAUCCCCCCAUUUCCAGAGUGGCCCACUCUUCCUCCAGGCACCUCUGUUCACUACCUUCCGGGCUGCUGCUGGGACCUGAGCCUGCUGUUUAACGUGGGGAGGGGCGCUGGGUGGACAGUCCUGGUGCACACCGGGCCCCUGUGCAGCCACCGUGCCGCCUCGCCCGGGGCCCCUGCAGAGCUGGGGCUGGGGGGGUUCACACGGGAGCCGGCGCGGGCUCCUUCCUGGCUCUGCGGUACACAUCCUGGUUCAUUGUGUGCGAGACGGUUGAAUAAAGACAGCACUGCCCUUCGG
Molecule: messenger RNA, 1239 nt
Organism: Myotis myotis
Lineage: Eukaryota; Metazoa; Chordata; Mammalia; Chiroptera; Vespertilionidae
Gene: MED22
Product: mediator complex subunit 22
Exons: 5
Coding region: 201-803 (200 amino acids)
Biological process (GO): regulation of transcription by RNA polymerase II
Cellular component (GO): mediator complex
Molecular function (GO): transcription coregulator activity
Source: RefSeq, a predicted model, not a curated record